CCUGGGGCUUCGUUUCUUCAGUGGCAUUUAACUGAGAGUUUAUGGAGGCUGCAGCCGUGGAAAAUGAACAUCUCCUCUGUGGUAUUCGCUCUCCUGACUCGAGCACUGCUUGGAGAUUUGUGUUCGGCCAUCAACGUCACUAUCACCCCUUCCCCCUUCACGGUGGCCCAGGAGGGUCAAAAUAUCACACUCUCCUGUGUUGUGUCUCAGAGGCGGCGUAACGCUGCUCUACCAGUGGUGAAAUGGACCUUCCUGCCAGCGGGCACAGACCGGUCAGAGGACGAACUCCUCAUCGCUCGCAUCAACAUGAGGAAGGAACGUUUCUAUGGCAACUACACAAAGAGUUUCUCAUGGCCCAAACUGAAGCUGACGGUGGUAAAACAGGGGAAGGUCUUUGACCUGUUAAUCUUGAAUGUGUCCGAGGGGGACCGGGGGCUCUACAUGUGCCGGGUGCAGGAGUUUAAAAAGCACCAGAACCGCUGGAAGGCCUCAACAAACUCCACUGCUGCUACUGAGCUCAGAGGUGAGGGCUUUUUUAUCCUGUCCUUUUCUUAUCACUGGCAGAUUUGCCAGCUAAGCUCUCCGUGAACAUCACCCAGCUUCAACUGCAGAUAAGUCAUUUAGGCCAGAACUAGUAGAGUCCUCCCUAAAGCCAGGGAGGGAACAGCUGACACACCUCUGUAAAUGUAAAAAUAUUGCUUAUGGAGUUUCUUAAAGGGAUGCUCCAUCUUUUCAGUGAAACAAUUAGGCAUGAAAGGGGGCUUUAAACAGUUGGUAGUUUGCUCCUUCACAGAGAGCAGAGGACAUGGCCGGCUUGGAUUUAUGUAAAGUUAUAAUGGCUUCCAUCAGCGACAUGUUUUUAUGUGAGACAGAAAUAUCAAAUCUUUUAAAGAAACCCAGUUUUCCACUGUUCACUAAUAUGCUCAGUGUUUUCCAAACACUCACACAGCAUUUUGCCAAAUGACUAAGCCAGGAUAGAGUGGUUCAAACCAAUGAAAGAACAGGACAUGGGUGCUCUAAUGUGAACAAACAAACCACGGCUUCUCACCAGUUUGAACAUCUAGACCAGUGGUCGGCAAUAGGCGGCUCGCGGGCCAAAGUGGGGCCGCCAGCAAUAAUGUCUGGCCCGUGGCCAGAUUAAUUUGAUAAAAAUAUAAAAAUAUAAAUAUAGCAACUGGUGCUUAAACAGAUC
Micropterus salmoides (largemouth bass) is the source of this 1192-nucleotide messenger RNA. Its product is annotated as V-set and transmembrane domain-containing protein 4-like. The record is from RefSeq and is a predicted model, not a curated record. NCBI's taxonomy places the organism in Eukaryota, Metazoa, Chordata, Actinopteri, Centrarchiformes, Centrarchidae. The transcript is spliced from 2 exons. Bases 64 to 588 code for a protein of 174 amino acids.